AUGGACACGAACCCCAAGACUAAAGAAUCACUUCGUAAUAGUGUGGACUCUCCAGAUGAUCCUGUUUUAGAUAGAUACUCCGAGUCAAAGGAUGAUUCAAAUAUUGGGCAGAGUUCAACUGAAAAUCCGAAAAACACAAAUCAAAUCGGACCUGACCCCAAAACUUUGAUCAGUCAAUCACCAGUUGUGAAUCCCACAAGUUACAGGGGAGUGCUUCACGGCAAAGUAAAACAUCUUCUGCUGGGAGUGAAACAAGCCGUAGCCAAGUCCGAACAAAGGAAAGGAAACAUGGGCGAUGGAAGUGAGGAUUUCUAUCCUCUAGGAAUCUCUCUAUCGGAGGUUAAGUCAACAGGUGAAGGUCCAUCCGCAUCGGUUCGUUGGAAUGAGGGCACCAGCCAGCCUAGACUAAACUAUGAAGGAGGCUGGAGAGCUGGUUCAGAGGAAGAUAUCGUAUCACCGACAAGAAACAUCUGGAGAGAUGAUAGUAGUUCAAAAACAGAUGAGAAAAAUGUGGAACAACGUGAAAAGCAGAUGUCGGGUGGAUUCAUCAUUGAUGUGGAUAAAUCUCAUGGAGAGGUAGAAAUCAAUGAUAAUCCGGAAGCCGCAAUUGAAAGGCAAUCAUUUUCUCUAGUGACACGUGCAAAUGAAGAAUUGCAAGAUGAGUUUUGGAAUCCAUUUUAUGUUCCACCAGAGCAUGAUGCAAACGUAAAACGUAUGGGAUUUCUUUAA
Molecule: messenger RNA, 729 nt
Organism: Puccinia triticina
Lineage: Eukaryota; Fungi; Basidiomycota; Pucciniomycetes; Pucciniales; Pucciniaceae
Exons: 9
Coding region: 1-729 (242 amino acids)
Source: RefSeq, a predicted model, not a curated record